Molecule: messenger RNA, 1344 nt
Organism: Haemonchus placei
Lineage: Eukaryota; Metazoa; Nematoda; Chromadorea; Rhabditida; Trichostrongylidae
Source: the annotation of a GenBank genome assembly
AUGACAGCCAUGGACUUGGAGACCUUUCCGCUGCAUAAAGCAGCGUUUUUCAAUGAUGUGCAGUCGAUUUCGCAGCUCAUCAAAGCGGGCAAGUUAUUCAAUGCAUGUCGUAGCUUAUACGAACAGGAUAUGCACGGGAAUACAGCACUUCACAUUUCAACAAUGCUUGGUCAUCGAGAGGCCACUGCGCUACUAUUGGCUCAUAACGCACCGGUAAAGGUUAAAAACUGUGAUGGAUGGAAUCCGUUAAUGGAAGCCGUCAGUUACGGCGACAGGCAGAUAAUAACGGAAAUGUUGCGGAAAUUGAAAGCACAAUCCCGCAUGGGGUUGUCCAGCCGUAAGGCGCAUCUUAUCAAAAUGUUGGAGGAUAUUGGUGAUUUUUACCUCGAGCUGAAAUGGGACUUUCAAAGUUGGAUUCCUCUACUUUCGCGAAUGCUUCCAUCUGACGUGUGCCAGAUAUACAAGAAAGGUACCCAGUUGCGCAUGGACACAACACUGGCUGAUUUCAACGAACGGCGAUGGGAGCGAGGUGAUAUUUCUUUUGUUUUCAAUGCAAAGGCUAAACACGAGUGUGAUGAGCUCAUCAUAAUGGAUAACAAUUCAAAGGUUUUUCAACGAGUACGCCAUGACGAGUCCGAGGCUGAAGUAGAUGAAGAAGUAGAUGUGCUAAUGUCGUCUGAUAUUGUAUCAGCGCAGAUGUCAACGAAAACGAUCACGUUUCGACAAGCGUUCUCUGGCUGGGUUUUCAAACAUGCAAGAGAGGAGCAAAUUGGUGACUAUAACGUCAAUUUUUAUCUGGUGGAGGGAAUGAAGUUGGUGUCUCGCAAGAGACGUGAACAUCUGACGGCUGAUGAUAUUAAGAAAAACAAAUCUUUCAUGCAAUCACUGGCAAGCGGUGCUGCUGUCGGCGAUGAGGAUUUCAAGCAGAGCCUUCAACAUCGGAAGUCACUGGCACCACCAGGUCGAAUGCCAACGACAUGGGAGGAAUAUGUGGGUGCAGCCCCUGGUGCAGCACCACCUCUUGGAAGAGCUCAAAUCUUGAAACAGAAUGAGAAACAGUUCACUGCCCUUAUCGGAAUGAGUGAAGAUUUUCCCAUGGGAGUUGAUGUUCUUCUCGAUAUUCUUGAAAUUGUCGCACCUUUCAAGCAUCUCGAUAAAUUGCGUCGUUUUUGUGAAGCAAGACUUCCACCUGGUUUUCCUGUACGAGUAGAGAUUCCUCUACUGCCUACUAUAUCGGCCAAAGUCACUUUUCAAAAACUCCAAUUCGUGACUAAUCUCUCGGACAAGAUUUUUUAUGUGCCGGCAUCGUAUCGCGAAGAUCCAACAAGAUUCCCAGAUUUAUGA